AUGGGUAUUAUAUUUAUCAUUUUUUUUUGUUUUUCACAUGCACAACAGAGACACGCUCUUUUUAUUAUUAUUAUUAUUAUCAAGAGUAGGAUAAAUAUCCACGUGCAUGACCAGGAGAUGAGCACAGAACGGGGACCGGAACGCAAUUUGAUGCGUGAGACUGCACUUACUGGGUUUUUUCUCGGGGCUUGUUUCAUGUUUGCUUUGGUUUUGAUAUGCCACAGCCUUUGGUACACCGGAAGCGUCGAGGAGUACGCGGCCGGCGUUUACAUCCUGUGUAUACCGGUGCUUUUUCACAUGAGCGAGUUUCUGGUGGCGGCGUCUUUAGGUCGUCAUGACACCCACCCUGAUACCUUCUUGUUGACUCACUCAGGAGAAUACACGGCGGCCACCUCCGCGGCAUGGAUAGAGUUCUUUUUAGAGUGGCUUCUUGUUCCGGAGCGCUGGAAGGUGCCCAGAGGAACCUUUGCUGGAUGGUUGCUGCGCUUGAACUAUAGUACCGUUACUGUGGCUGCUGUGAUGGCGGUUGCGUUCUAUCUUGUGCGCGUUGUCGGGAUGCUGCAUUGUGGACGGAAUUUCUCGUUAUUAAUUGAGACAGAGCGGCGGGCAAGUCAUGUUCUUGUUGAUAAUGGAAUUUAUGCGGUACUGCGUCAUCCAGCCUACUUUGGCUUCUUUUGGCGAACCCUCUGCUCACAGCUGGUGCUGGCAAACCCGUUGUGUCUUGUUUUGUAUGCCGUGGUCAUGUGGCAUUUCUUUAGUUGUCGGAUCGCUUACGAAGAAUCUGUGUUGGAAGGUGAGGAAUUCUUUGGUGAGCGAUACAAGGCGUACAAAGCCAAAACAAUGGCGGGCAUCCCUUUUAUUUACUCACGACGCCCUGAAUGUGUCUGCAUGUGUGUGAGUCUUUUUGCCUAA
Molecule: messenger RNA, 912 nt
Organism: Trypanosoma cruzi
Lineage: Eukaryota; Euglenozoa; Kinetoplastea; Trypanosomatida; Trypanosomatidae
Product: prenyl protein specific carboxyl methyltransferase, putative
Exons: 1
Coding region: 1-912 (303 amino acids)
Biological process (GO): C-terminal protein methylation
Cellular component (GO): endoplasmic reticulum; membrane
Molecular function (GO): protein C-terminal S-isoprenylcysteine carboxyl O-methyltransferase activity
Source: RefSeq, a predicted model, not a curated record